This is a messenger RNA of Solea solea (common sole), 1272 nucleotides long. It is a transcript of the gene nudc, whose product is annotated as nudC nuclear distribution protein. Gene Ontology annotation, cellular component: cytoplasm. The transcript has 9 exons. Gene Ontology annotation, biological process: protein folding. NCBI's taxonomy places the organism in Eukaryota, Metazoa, Chordata, Actinopteri, Pleuronectiformes, Soleidae. The coding region runs from base 105 to 1112 and encodes 335 amino acids. The record is from RefSeq and is a predicted model, not a curated record.
UGGGGUUUGUUUCCCGGAAGUCGUGGCGAAGGCCGUUAGCUGUUGCUCAUUGUGACUCAGGCUUGUCAUCCUCACGGAUAUCAUUUCAUUUAGAGUCCACGAACAUGGCAGACGACGAGGAAAAGUAUGACGGGAUGUUGCUCGUCAUGGCGCAACAACACGAAGGAGGCGUACAGGAGUUAGUGAACACAUUUUUCAGCUUCCUCCGUCGUAAAACAGAUUUCUUCACUGGUGGUGAUGCUGGUGCUGCAGAGAAGUUGGUGAAGGAAGCUUUAGCCCACCACAGUAACCUGGCACUGAAGAGCAACAGAGAGAAACAGAUAAAACAAGAGAAGGAAAAGAAAGAGAAAGAAGAAAGAGUAGCCAAGCUCGCUGAAGAACAGAGGAAACUGAAAAAGGACGACUGCCCCAGAAUCCAGGAGCUGACGGAUGAAGAAGCAGAGAAACUUCAGUCUGAACUUGAGAAGAAAAAGAAAGAAGAAGAGAAAAUAGAAGAUUCAACAACAAACGGAGAAAAGCCUCCUGAAAAUGCAGAAAAAGAUAAGGGGUCUGACUCUGAGGGAGAGGAAGAUGAGAAGGACAAAGGUAAAAUCAAGCCUAAUGCAGGAAACGGAGCCGACCUUCCCAAUUACAAGUGGACACAGACACUGACUGAAGUUGAUCUGUCGGUGCCUUUUGAUGUCAAGUUUCGGAUUAAGGGGAGAGAUGUGGUGGUCGACAUCCAGCGGCGCACCAUCAAAGUCGGCCUGAAAGGUCACCCUCCUGUUAUUGAAGGCCAACUCUACAACGAGGUGAAGGUAGAAGAAAGCUCCUGGCUCCUUGAUGAUGGCAAGGUGGUUACAGUGCACUUAGAGAAGAUUAAUAAAAUGGAAUGGUGGAGCAAGCUUGUGAGUACAGAUCCAGAAAUCAACACCAAGAAAGUGUCUCCAGAGAACUCAAAGCUGUCAGAUCUGGACGGAGAGACGCGUGGUAUGGUGGAGAAGAUGAUGUAUGACCAGAGGCAGAAGUCAAUGGGUCUGCCUACAUCUGAAGAGCAGAAGAAACAAGACAUUCUGAAAAAGUUCAUGGCUCAGCACCCAGAGAUGGAUUUCUCUAAAGCCAAGUUCAGCUGAAGGACGACGCGUUCAGCAGAUUCACCUGCCCCCAUAUUACUGAGUCACUGUCUGAAGGGACUGGUUUGAUGACGUUAAUGCACACAUCUCUUUGCAUGUUGUCUGACUGUAAAGAUGUCUGGAUUUUUUUUAAUAAAAGAAUUUAAACAUUAAAGUUAAA